CAAAGCGGAAUGCAAUUAACAGCGAUGGACUCCAGCUGUCGGCACUAAGACUCCUAGUUCUCCAGUCUUUCUGAUGACCGCAGCCCCUCAUGGCGCUCAUCCAUGAACCUCGUGCCCCUUCACCCUCUCUCUCCGGCUUCAACACACCACUCUCCGAUCCCCCGUCCUUUCGCCGCCUCGAUGCCGAAACGCCCUGCACCCCAGAAAUGGACCUGACCCCAACCCAGUGCGUCCUUCGCAACGUCCUCUCCAUAGACACGGGAGGUGCAGUGGAGCCGGGGGGCGGAGGAGGAGGAGGCGAGGGGCAGACUGCCGGACACAACCAGACGCCCGGCGAGGAACAACAGGAGCAUUUUGCCAACAGCGUCCUGAAGCUCCACGAGCACGAUGGGAAUCCUGGACGGACGGAAGGAGAGGGGCAGGAAGCGGACGGCAGCGUAGUCAGGAGCCAGGCGGAUGACGCCAGGUUACAGUGCCAGUCCACAGGAGGGGGAGGAGGGUUUCUCGAGGGGUUGUUUGGGUGUCUGCGGCCUGUCUGGACUAUGAUUGGAAAAGCUUAUUCCACAGAGCACAAGCACGACCUGGACGAGGCGUGGGAGGUCCCAUUUGAGGAGAUAUCGGACCUGCAGUGGGUGGGCAGCGGAGCUCAGGGCGCUGUCUUCCUCGGCAGACUGCACGGGCAAGAAGUAGCCGUGAAGAAAGUGCGUAACAUCAAAGAGACAGAUAUCAAGCACCUGCGGAAGCUCAAACACCCCAACAUCAUCACCUUCAAAGGUAUAUGUACCCAGGCUCCAUGCUACUGCAUCAUCAUGGAGUACUGUGCCCAAGGACAGCUGUAUGAGGUGCUGAGAGCAGGCCGGAAGAUCACUCCUUCCCUCCUCAUGGACUGGGCCAUGGGUAUUGCUGGAGGGAUGAACUAUCUCCACCUCCACAAGAUCAUCCACAGAGACCUCAAGUCACCCAACAUGCUGAUCACCUAUGAUGACGCAGUGAAGAUCUCUGAUUUCGGCACAUCCAAGGAGCUCAGUGACAAGAGCACCAAGAUGUCCUUUGCAGGGACUGUAGCCUGGAUGGCUCCCGAGGUCAUACGCAAUGAACCCGUCUCAGAGAAAGUGGAUAUAUGGUCUUUUGGUGUUGUGCUGUGGGAGAUGUUGACAGGAGAGGUGCCCUACAAGGAUGUGGACUCCUCUGCUAUUAUCUGGGGAGUCGGCAACAACAGUCUGCAGCUGCCUGUACCUGAUAGCUGUCCAGACAGCUUCAAACUGCUCCUGAGGCAAUGCUGGAACUGCAAACCCAGAAACAGACCCUCAUUUCGACAGAUCCUCCUGCAUCUGGACAUCGCCUCUGCAGAUAUAUUAUCUACCCCACAAGAAACUUACUUUCAGUCUCAGGCGGAAUGGAGAGACGAGGUGAGGCACCACUUUGAGAAGAUCAAGUCUGAGGGGACGUGUCUUCAUAGGCUGGAUGAGGAACUGAUCAAACGACGCAGAGAAGAACUCAGACAUGCGCUGGACAUCCGGGAGCACUAUGAGAGGAAACUGGAGAGAGCCAACAAUCUCUACAUGGAACUCAAUGCCAUCAUGCUACAGCUGGAGAUCAAAGAGAAAGAGUUGCUUAAGAGGGAGCAGUCGCUGGACAAGAAGUACCCAGGCUGUUUCAAGCAUCACAGCUCCAGACAGUCAGCCUCUUCCAACUCGAUGGAGAAACUCAUGAAGAAACGCAACGUACCUCAGAAACUUUCCUCACACAGCAAGAGGCCAGACUUACUAAAGUCAGAGGUCAUCCUCCCUAAGCUGGACUCAUCUGUGACCCAGGUCACAAUUCCCAACAAGGGCUCAACCUCCCCUGGCCGCUCACGCCGAGGAAAACCUCGCUACAGGAAGGCUGGCAAAGGCAGCAGUGGGGACCUGGCUCAGCUGAAAGCCACUCUGUCUUCAUCUUUAGCAAUGGUCAAUGCCACCUCAUCCGUCCCCAGCAGCAAACACCAUCUAGACCCCAGUGCAGCCCUCAGGGGCCUGCAGCAUGACCUGCUGCUCAAGAAAAUGUCCUCGUCCAGCCCCGACCUCAUUUCAACCACCCUGGAGGCUGAAGGCCGGAGGAAGGGGCAGUUGAGGCAGGGACUCGACAGAGCGGGCAGUCAGAGCGCCUCAGCUGGGCUGGGAGAGAGCAGAAGGACUGGAGGGCCAGAUGAGGGGCCCGACGUGGGCGUAGGGGCUGAUGACCUAGCAGAAACACCUCCACGCAGCGACACACCCAGUGAAGACGCAGCAUCUAUUCCGUUCUCUAGCAGUCCUGACUCACCGUGUGGCAGAGGAGCAGCAGCAGGAAGGGCGUCUGUUCUCGGGAACCCUCGUGUCCCCCACGAGGGCGAGGAGAAGGAGGACGGGGCAGUGAUCACUCGCUCACCCAGGAGUCAACGCCUCACACCUGCAGCACUGCUCUACAGGGCAGCAGUCACCCGCAGUCAGAGACGUGGAGUGUCGUCAGAAGAAGAGGAAGGAGAAGUGGACAGUGAAGUGGAGCUGCCAAGGAGACGGCGACCUGUGAGCAUCACCAAAUGCCAGUCCCUGUCGACCUUUAGCUCAGAGAAUUUAUCUGUCUCGGACGGUGAGGAGGGAAAUACUACUGACCACUCCCACAGCGGCACACCUGACGUGGUCAGCACCAACACCGAUGAGCGUCUGGACGACAAGAGCGAUGACCUGCUGUCUCAGGGCUCAGAGAUUCCUGCCGACCCGUCUGACCCAACCCAACUAGGCUCUGAUGGGCUGUCUGAAAAGGAAGCUAUUCUGCAACAAGUCAAAACGCAGCUCGCUUCAAAUGACCAUAAUUAUGAGGGCCUGUAUGAUGACUCGGACUGUGACAGUGCAGAGCUGGAUCAUUCAUGCAGUGCAGAGCCCAGCCAACCUCCAACCAGCUGGUGAAAACCUUACAACUGAACCCACUCAAACACCCACAGAUCUGGCCUUUCAAUACCUCUUUCACUUUUACAGACCUUAGAAAACCCCAAGUCAUGAUCAGGGACACUGCGGAGAGGCAGGAAAUAAAGACCAAUGUUUUCAAAAACCUGAUUUCCUGGGAAGACAGAAAAUCCCAUUUAUUUUCAGACAAAUACAUCACAGGGAUGUGAAACUGAAUUGUGGCACUCGCUGAGCUGACAGAGCCACGGCCCCCUGUGUGUUCUCUCCAUAGCAAGAUCAGCUUUGCAAAAACACAUCGAAAGACACCUCAGCAACAGAGCCUCAGUCAUAGAGGCCAAAAACCAGACUGUCCAGUAACAUUUCUCAUCACCAUCCACAUUCAUUUCUUAAUUUUUAUCUCCAUCAUGAAAGUAUGUGUUAUGUUAUUUCAUAUGGUGUCAUAUGAAAACAUGAACUUCCUUCAGGGCUUCUGUAACAUUUGAAAGUUUUAACUGUCUGGAACAGCCACUGAUGUUGCUCCUUGCACUUAAUUUAUAAAAUGUACCGAUUUCCCCGUAGUUGUUGUGUCAUAAUACAUUUCCUGUCAAAACGUUAUGCACUAUUUAAUUUAUUAUUAUUUUACAAUGAAUUCAUUUUUAAAACAAUGUUUACAUCUCAUUUGUUUAAAAAAAAACAAAAAACAACUUUAUAUUUGCGUCAUGAAUUCCGUUUCCAUUUUCUACUCCUGUGUUUUAAUAUUAAUGUAAAUAUGUGAUGUUGUAAAAUGAACAAAUUUUUAAAAAGGGAGAUUGUAUAAUUUAAGGUGCUGAUGUUUCUAAUUAGGUGGCACUAUUCUAUUUGAACCUCAAGAAGUUUAUGGUAGUAGAAUGUACUGUAGCUGCUGUUCAUGUCUGAGCAUCAAAACACAGAUAAAACAAAAAAAAGAGAGAAGCAACAUGUGAACAAAGAACAAGCAAAAUGUCUGCUAUGGUUCCAUAGUUGGGUUCAUUUGGGGCAGACGGGCUUUUUUUUGUUUUUGUUUUUUUUUUACUUCGCAGUGUUUUACUGUAUUAAAACGCAAUACCAAUUUGAAAAUCCCUCUGAGAAUUUGGGGGUGUAUAUAUCAUCAAGAAAGCACUGUUACUGCUGGUGACUCAAAUCAAAAUGAAAUAUUAGAUCCAUCCAUAGAGGAAGUGCAACAACAGAAAGACUGCAGGCAGACAUUUAAAUACUGCAGUUUAAUGACUGAAGGCAUGUGUAUGGCAGGGACACAAAGCAUCGCCUGAUGUGGUGAGUUUAGAUCAUUUUAGGAAAUGAAACCUACAUGUCCCCUUUUGCAAACACCCCUUUGAGUCUACAUUGUGGAUUCUAGCUUUGUUUUAGUGAAUUAGAUCACAGAGCAGUCACUGAAUUUUUUCUGGCAAAAAUAUUACAAAAAAAAAAAUUCAUCUUUGGCUUUCUCAAUGUAAAAACCUAAAAAUUUUGGACCUCAACUUGGAAGAUUAUCCAACUUGUAAAAUCAGUGUAUGCUUAAAAAUCUGGCCUUUGUCAUUAUGAUUUGGCCAUUUUUACCUAUUCAACCUGAACUCAGUGAAGCUUUACAAGUUCAUAACAUCAUUCUUUACUUUGCAUAAACUUACGCUAACAUUGUCCUCACCAGCUAAAAUCUUGGCCAUCUGGUGGUCAUUUUUCACGUACGAGCAAGGGCUCCUUCAUAACAAACUAUGUGGUACAUAAAAUUCUGGUGUCGAUGCAUUUAUGUCGCUUGAGAGGCCUUCUUAAUGCGCAUGUGCUUCAAUCUGACUGUACAACAGCACAUUACAUCCUGUUCCAAUCAUCUCUGACUGAUCAGGUCACACUCAAUAAGCUAGAAAUGGCAGCUUGUUUUGCUUUUUAAAUCAGGAAUUAUGUUUUAAAGUUUACAUUUGUAGAGCAUUUUUAAACUGAUUGUGUCCCCAAGAUUUAAAGCUAGAAAUCCUCCAGCAGGAUAAAAUGUUGCCAAAAAGCAAAACUACUGCCCUCUAGUGUCUCGAUCAAGGAGGUACUUGUGUUUCCCAUGAAGCUGAAUGAAACGACCCCAUAUGGACUGAAAUGUUUGCUUUUUAUACUGCAUUAUUGUAACUGUACAAUAAAUAUAUUUAAGAAACAAUUUAAAAUAAAAUCGAACUUGUAAAAUCUCAACUUGUGUCUUCAAUACAUCUGAGACGGUGACAAAAUUCUCAAGAUAGUUUUGUGGUUUGAGCAUUUCACAUCUUUAUUUCUUUAUUUUUUUAAACAAUGUUGUGGCACCCAGGUCUACAGUCUCAAAAAACGUGCACAAAAGUUUUUUGUUUUUUUUAAACUUUCCUGCAAAUAAAAAAUAAAAUAAAUUCUGACUUGAGCAAAGCAAAGAGCAGGAAACUAGUGUUAACUCACAACCCUUUCUUUGUCUAGUUCCAGAGCAUCAAAGAUUUCAGUUCUCAGCCUCAUCACAUUUAAUAGACAGAUCAGUCAGUGUCCAGGAGUUAAUCCCCCUUUGGUAGUUAAAAAAAAAUAUUUCCUCCAUUUAAAACAAAUAUUCCAACUUUUUUUUUCUUUUCUUUUUUUUUUAGUAUAUAUCAGUCUUUACAAAAAAAGCGAGGACAACCCUCUACUUCCAAUCCCUUGAGCCGAGCCCAAACCCCAAAAACCUCCCAUCCCAGCAAAAUAUCGACACAUGAUCUCAGAACUGGGAGAAGGGGAAAACAGGAAUGACAUGUAGAGGGAAGGAAAAAGUGACAUGCGUAAUAAAACACAUCUUAAAUUAUCUGAAUAAAUUCAUCUGAGUGUUAGAACAUUUGUCAUCAUAACCAAAUAUAAUCCGGUGACAGUGCAUGUACAGCUACGUAUUCUCGUCAGUGACACAAGUGUAAUCCAUGUUACAAGCACUUUAAUUGAAAAGGUGACAAAGGGGGAGGAUGUUGUAUAUACUAAAA
Molecule: messenger RNA, 5854 nt
Organism: Stegastes partitus (bicolor damselfish)
Lineage: Eukaryota; Metazoa; Chordata; Actinopteri; Pomacentridae
Product: mitogen-activated protein kinase kinase kinase 12-like
Exons: 14
Coding region: 90-2924 (944 amino acids)
Biological process (GO): protein autophosphorylation; JNK cascade
Cellular component (GO): cytoplasm
Molecular function (GO): ATP binding; MAP kinase kinase kinase activity
Source: RefSeq, a predicted model, not a curated record